Messenger RNA from Coffea eugenioides, 2226 nucleotides. RefSeq names its product protein HAPLESS 2. The transcript is spliced from 18 exons. Bases 1 to 2226 code for a protein of 741 amino acids. Lineage: Eukaryota; Viridiplantae; Streptophyta; Magnoliopsida; Gentianales; Rubiaceae. The record is from RefSeq and is a predicted model, not a curated record.
AUGAAUCCGCUCUAUCAAUUCCUCGUACUUCUAAUCACUUCCUCCCUCUCUCUUCAUCCCAUUUCCACAAUCCAAAUCCUAUCAAAAUCCAAACUUGUAAAGUGUGAAAAAACUUCUGAUUCCAUUGACAACCUCAAUUGCACCCAAAAGGUUGUUAUUGACUUAGCAGUCCCCAAUGAAUCAAGUGGGAGGGAGGCUUCAAUGGUAGCCGAGAUUGUUGAAGUGGAAGAGAAUUCAAGUAGCAACAUGAGGACUCUCAGGGUCCCACCUGUGAUUACUGUUAACAAAUCUGCUGCCUAUGUUUUAUACGAGUUGACUUAUAUAAGAGAUGUUGCUUACAAGCCGGUGGAGUAUUAUGUUCAGACUCGUAAAUGUGAGCCAGAUGCUGGGGCAGAUGUCGUGCAGAUAUGUGAGAGGUUGCGAGAUGAGAAAGGGCAUAUCAUUGAGCACACUCAGCCUACCUGUUGCCCUUGUGGAGACCAGCGUAGGGUGCCUUCUUCCUGCGGAAACUUUUUUGACAAGAUGAUAAAAGGGAAGGCAAACACAGCACAUUGUCUUCGGUUUCCAGGUGAUUGGUUCCAUGUAUUUGGUGUUGGACAGAGCUCAGUUGGAUUUACUAUACAAGUCGAAGUUAAGACGAGAUCUAGAAUAUCAGAAGUGAUAUUGGGUCCUGAAAAUAGAACUGCAACAUCAAGUGAUAAUUUUCUGAAGGCUAAUCUUGUUGGAGAUUAUGUUGGUUACACAAGUAUUCCAUCAUUUGAGAAUUACUAUCUUGUUGUCCCAAGACAGGGUGGCCAUGGUCAACCGCAGAAUCUUGGAAACAACUUUUCUAUGUGGAUGCUGCUUGAAAGAGUCAGGUUUACGCUGGAUGGUCUUGAAUGUGAUAAAAUUGGUGUUGGCUACGGGGCUUUCAAUGGACAACCAGAUUUUUGUUCCUCACCAUAUUGGAGUUGCCUUCAUAAUCAGCUCUGGAACUUUUGGGAUGCCGACCAGAACAGAAUUAGUAGAAAUCAGGUGCCACUUUAUUCUGUGCAAGGAAGGUUUGAACGGAUAAACCAGCAUCCAAAUGCAGGUGGUCAGGCGUUAUCCAUAGGAAUCACUGAGGUUCUGAAUACUAACCUCUUGAUUGAAUUGAGUGCUGACGAUAUAGAAUAUGUCUACCAGAGGAGUCCGGGGAAAAUAUUAAACAUUGCUGUACCAACUUUUGAAGCCCUGACUCAAUUUGGGACAGCAACAAUCACAACAAAAAACAUUGGUGAAGUAGAAGCAUCCUACAGCCUAACGUUUGAUUGCUCAACAGGUGUCAGCAAAAUGGAGGAACAAUUUUACAUAAUGAAGCCAAAUGAAAUAGUGACAAGAUCGUUCAAACUUUACCCAACAUCUGAUCAAGCAUCAAGAUAUGUCUGUGCAGCCAUACUAAAGGACUCAGGUUUUAGUGAAGUUGAUCGAGCUGAGUGCCAAUUCACAACAACAUCUACUGUUGUUGAUAAUGGCUCCCAGAUUCCAUUCCAACCUCCGAAGACGAGUAUAAAUGGUUUCUUUGAAUCUGUCGAGGAGCUUUGGAACAAAUUGUGGGAUGGUCUAAAAGAUUUUAUCACUGGAAAAAGUUGCAGAAACAAAUGCUCUGGUUUUUUUGACUUUGGAUGUCAUGUACAAUACAUCUGUAUGAGCUGGGUGGUGUUGUUUGGUCUUCUAUUGGCAUUAUUUCCAACAGUUGUAGUGCUCUUUUGGCUUUUACAUCAUAAAGGGCUAUUUGAUCCUUUGUAUGACUGGUUAGAAGACCAUCUUUGGACUCCAGAAAGAAGAAGAGGUGGCAAGUGGAAGCGUGGUGAUACUCCUAACUCGUCAAAACUGCACUUGAGAAAGAAGCAUGAAGAAGGGUUUGACAGACAUCAUCCACAUAAAAGGCGGAGCAGUACUCACAGUCUUCACAGGCACAAUCAUUUAAUGGGAGAUAUCGAUUACCAUUAUCAUCUUCACCAUGUUCAUAAAGACAGGCACAGCAAACAUGGAAAAACAAAGAGUUCAGGCACCUCAUCCCAAGGUCAUUUUGGUAGAGUGAAGAAUGACAAGUUUGGUCACCGCAGACGAGCAAAAGAAAUUGAAAUGAUUGAAGGAAUUACUAAAGGCAAGAGGUACCAUGAUGGAAACAGAGAAAAGUUGAAGCAUACAAGUGUCCCCUUGGAUGAUAUGUAUUAUAAUGUUCAUGGCAAGUGGAAAGACUGA